AUGCUGCGUGCCCAGUACUCUGAGCUGAUCCAGCCUCGCAGCAUGGAGGGGCCGGGGCAGGACACACCCAAGAUGUCUGCGGGGCAGAUGCUGUUGGUGGCCUUUGAUGGCAUGUUCACUCAGCUGGAGACUGCCUUCGGACAGCUCACAGAGAAGCUGAGCUCACUAGAGCUGCCGCUGGCCUGGAGGAAGGUCGAUGUCCUGAGGGAGGCUCGAGCCACGCAGCUUCACUUCUUUGACAACCCGAGUCAGAGACAGCUCAUGGAGGAGGUGUUCUUCCUCAAGAGGCUGCAGACCAUCAGGGACUUCUUCAGGCUGUGUGCCUCCUUCGCUCAGACUCUGUCUGGUACCUGCCCCCCCCCUGAGGAUCUGAUGCCUACAAAUGGCCCUAUUGCUCUGGGUAAGCCUCUAUACCGGCGGCCCAGUGCCUCAGGGCCAGGCGUGGCGGUGGUGAGCGAGGAGCAGAUGAUCCGCCCCAUCAAGGCCUUCACGGCGGAGUUUGUCCGGCAGAUGCUGAUGGGUCUGUCGGGCCAGGCUCUGGGUCUGGCCCUCUGCAGCACCCUGUCGGCUCUCGGCCUCGACGUGGUGGCUCAGGUGGAGGCCAAAGACUUCGGAGCAGAGAACAAGGUGCCUCUGGAUGAGCUGUGUAAGAAGGCGGUGGAGCAGAGCCUGGCGUCAGGGCGGGUCCCCCAGCUGCUGCUGAACAGGGCCACGGUGCUGGCCUCCUCCUACGACACGGCCUGGAAGAAGGUGGACCUGCUGAGGAGGCUGGACGCAAACCUGAAGGCCGCCAAGGCCAGCCUGCAGAGGAGCCAGCUGCACAUCGCCAUGUUCCAGUGGCAGCAUGAGGAUGUUCUGGGCCCCAACAACCAGCCUCUGAGUGUCAGCAUCCCCCCGCGCUCCGUCAUCCUCAGCAACAUGAAGAAGAAACUCUACAAGCUGAGUCAGGAUGAGGGAUCCAUCGUAGCUAUUCAGGAAAAGCUGGCGGCACUGGAGGCGAGCAUCGAGCAGCGCCUGAAGUGGGCGGGGGGGGCCAACCCAGCGCUCGCCCCUGUCCUGCAGGACUUUGAGAUGACCAUCAGGGAGAGACGCGCCAUGGUGGCCCGAGAGAACCAGCGCACCAGCCAGGUCACCUUCUUGUGCUCCACCAUCCUGAACUUUGAAGGCCUCCGGACCCGCUCCCCCGAAGCUCUGAACAUGGACGCCGCUCUGUUUGAGCUGCUGAAGCGCUGCCAGCAGACCUGCUCAUACGCAGCCCAGUUCAGCAGCACUGUGUCUCCACUGGAGCUCCAGCUGCUGCACCGACUGGUGGGUGACCUCCGACCUGCACACAGGCUGUAUACUGAGCUGCAGGAAUGAGUCGUGAAACCUGGAAAUUAGUUAACAUUUUACCUCUUCCGGUUCCCUCUACUCUUUUUAAGCGUUUUUGGUUAGAUUCCUGGAAUAGGGUCUGUGGUUAAUACAAGCCGAAGAGAUAUUUAUGUUUCGCUCUACAGCAUAAAACACAUCAGUAAAUACUGGUGAAUCUCUGAUUAUAGUUGACCAAAUUUUUUGCCAAGUUUUGGCAAUGUG
Messenger RNA from Notothenia coriiceps (black rockcod), 1572 nucleotides. RefSeq names its product serine/threonine-protein kinase SMG1-like. The transcript has 7 exons. NCBI's taxonomy places the organism in Eukaryota, Metazoa, Chordata, Actinopteri, Perciformes, Nototheniidae. The record is from RefSeq and is a predicted model, not a curated record. The coding region runs from base 1 to 1359 and encodes 452 amino acids.